AAAUAAUAAACUGGAAGCACACAAUAGUCAAUUUGAAGACUGAGGGGCAUUUUAUAAAAGAAAUUAAAAUUUCACGUUUUAAAUUUGAUAAAGAAAAAUAUUCAAUUUGAUUAACAUAACAAUUAAUUAAUUGAAUUAUUUUAUUUUAUUUUAUUUUACUUCUGUGAGAUCGUCGUCCACUUCAGCCACAAUCAAACCAAAGCCUUCAAUUUCGUCUCUCUGCUCCAAUUCUUAGCCCAUUCUCUAAGCUACGCAUCCCCGGCGUACGUUAUGGACACUCCUUCUUUUCUCUCCAAGGCUAGGACUGCCUUCCAUUCUGCUGCGGCAAAAGCGGAGCGCGUCUUCACUGACUUCAAAUCUGACCGAGAUUCUGAUAACACAUCUCCCAAUUUACAAAAUGGAGGCCAGUCGAAGGGUCACAAUGAGGCCAAACAUUUGUAUACACAGCGGAGGCAUGCUCCUCUGGGGAGAAAACAUGAUUGGCAAGAUAGGUUGCGGAACAUAAGAAUAGGAAGAAGAGGAGCUGAAGAACCUGAGAAAGUUGAUAGCACAACACUGGCAGCUCCAUAUGAUGAUGAAAAUUUGUACAUACUUAACAUGAAAAAUGAUCUUGAAGCAAAGGGAACAGAUGUUAACUCCUUGCUAGAACGUUUGACUUCCACCGAUGUAAAUAGAAUUCCUCCAGUGUCUGUUUUGAAGCAAUUGGCUGUAGCUGUUGAGAGUGGAACGAAUUUUAGGUCAAUAAAGGAUUCUUUGGCAUCAUCUGGGAGUUUUUCACCUGUCUUUGAAAGGGCGGGUUUGAGUCUCUCCAGUGUAAAAUCAUUAGUUCUUCGUGACAAAGAUGAUAAACUUGCAUCUGACUUCUGCAACGAUGAGAAAGUAAUGUCGUUGAUUCAGUCAUUAUUUGAUGCAGAGGGAAACUUUCUCAGAAGGAAGAUUUAUUCUGAUUCAAUGACGUCUACUACCUUGGAAACUUUGCCCAGAGAUAUUCAUGGUGCUCCUCCUCAAAGCUUUGUCAUUAAGCUAGCUGAAGUUAUUGGAAGCUUUAAAACCCUGCAAAGAAUGGCAUUGUUCUGGUGCAUGGUAGUUUCUGAACUAAGAAGACUUUGGUCUGAGGAGCAACAUAUUCCUGGCAUCCCCAUGGAUGAGAUACCAGAUCUAGACUCCUGCCUUUUGUAUCAGCAAUUGCAGGUUAUCAAUUGUUGUCUUUCAAGGAAAAGGCGUCGCAUUAUUGCCACUGAAUCAUUAGAUUGUUUGAUGAGGCAAUCCAGUUCAAAUGUUGAGGGUUCAUCUCUUUCUAUGGAUACACCUCCAGCAAGCCCUGUUUUGUAUGCUAGAUUAAGCAAUGGUGAACUUGUUCUCCGACUAGGUGCUGAUCAUCCAACCGAUUUAACAUUGUUGGAAACUGGUGAACCUGUAUACUUCCCCAUCACUCAGGAAGGGCCUUUGCUUACGGAAGAUCUUAUUAAAGAAACAGAGGAGUUAGUGAUUCGAACAGGGAGUGUUGGUGCUGGAUGUUCUCAGCUCCUCUCUGACAUGCAGGCUUUCAAGGCUGCAAAUCCGGGUUGUAUUUUAGAAGAUUUUGUUAGAUGGCACUCUCCCCCUGAUUGGACUGCUAGUGAGCAGAGUAAUGAAAAUGAGUUUGAUGGCUGUGAUUGUUCAUCUGCAAAGGGUCAACUAAGUCGUCGAAUGAAAAAAGAAGGUAAUUUGUGGGUUGAACUUUGGGAAACAGCUAAGCCAGUGCCAGCUGUUAAACAAGUCCCCCUCUUUGAUGAGGAUUUAGCAGUGGAAGGAAUUUUGAAUAGCUUAGAGGACAUCUCACCAGCUGAGCUUUUUGAACAAUUGUUUGUUUCAUUACUUGGUUUGGGAUUUGUAUUCGCUGAGGCCAAUCUCUCCACUGAUGAUAAUUUGUCCAAGCUUUUCCAUGAGUUCAAAGACUAUGUUGUUGCCACUUUUCAAGGAAGUGCCUGGAGUGAGAAGAUUGAUGAUAUUUGCCAGGUUUAUGAAACGGUGGAGAGAAUGUUAACUCAUCCCAAGGAAGUCCUGAUGAAUCAGGCAGAAGGAAUGACCUCAACUGCAGAUGAACUGAAAAACCGAUUUAAGAGACUCACUCACAACUUUGUCAAGGAUAGACAACAGAGGAAACUCGCCAUAAAAGAUCUGAAGAAUUCAGAUGAAAAUCUGGGUUCACUGCAUCAACCAUUCGCAAGCUUCUUUGAUGGCAAGUCGCCAUUAUUCUCGAAGAAGCCUCCAAAAUCGGAUUGCCUGGCCCCAGCUUGUGAGAAAUCUGCUUGUCCAGUUGAAACUGAUUGGACAAUUGUUUGAUCAUACCUUCAUUAUUUUUUUAAUCUUUUGCGAUGAAGGAGUAUGUAUGGUUUUGCAAGUAACUGUAAAUUAUCUGAUCUGUAAAAAUUACAGGAUAUUCUUUGUUAGGCGUUUGGUCUUGUAUAACAAGAAAAUUUGCAGCCAAAUACAGCUAAGAGCAUCACAGCAUUGUAAUUUACAAGAAAGUGAGACUGGGGGAAAAGAAUUUGACCGUAACGAAGGUGACGAACCUUGUUUGGAGAAAGACCGAUAUGUCACAGGACUUCGGUGGAGAUGUGGCGUCGAGAACCGGUGAAUAAUGUGAAUCAGUGACGAUGCUUGGGAUUGACAAAGUUGGUGUAGAAAGAGAAGAUUUGAACUACCAUGCAAAGGUGGUAACAAGAUCAAGUGGAGGACGAAAUUUGCGUGGUGGACAGUGAGAUUUGGGAGUAAGACAAAUGGAUGACAACGAUUAAAUAAGAUGCGUGUAAUAUUAAUCUUAUUAUAUAUUCCUAUAUAAAGUGAUAAAAAUAUUAAUUAAAUUAA
Molecule: messenger RNA, 2850 nt
Organism: Mangifera indica (mango)
Lineage: Eukaryota; Viridiplantae; Streptophyta; Magnoliopsida; Sapindales; Anacardiaceae
Product: rab3 GTPase-activating protein catalytic subunit-like
Exons: 14
Coding region: 271-2325 (684 amino acids)
Biological process (GO): positive regulation of GTPase activity
Molecular function (GO): GTPase activator activity
Source: RefSeq, a predicted model, not a curated record